This is a messenger RNA of Zymoseptoria tritici IPO323, 614 nucleotides long. RefSeq lists its product as uncharacterized. Gene Ontology annotation, biological process: cell motility; actin filament depolymerization; actin filament severing. The record is from RefSeq and is a predicted model, not a curated record. Lineage: Eukaryota; Fungi; Ascomycota; Dothideomycetes; Mycosphaerellales; Mycosphaerellaceae. The transcript has 5 exons. Gene Ontology annotation, cellular component: actin cytoskeleton; actin cortical patch; cytoplasm. Gene Ontology annotation, molecular function: actin filament binding. Bases 61 to 516 code for a protein of 151 amino acids.
UGAUCCAACGUAGGCACCACCACUACUCAAUCCUACCACAUUCACGAGAGAGAUAGAAUCAUGGCUUCCUCAGGCGUUUCCGUCGCACCGGAGUGUAUCUCGAAGUUCAAUGAAAUGAAGCUGGGAAAGGACGUCAAGUGGAUCAUCUUCAAGAUCUCCGACGAUGGCAAGGAGAUUGUUGUCGAAGAGGCCUCGACCGACAAGGACUACAACACAUUCCGCGACAAGCUGGUCAACGCCAAGAGCAAGAACAAGAGAGGCGAGGAGUGCGUCGGCGCGCGCUACGCAGUCUACGAUGUCGAGUACGAUGCUCCCAACGAUGGCGGCAAGCGCGCCAAGAUUACGUUCAUUGCGUGGGUUCCAGAUGAUGCGGGUCUAUACCCGCGCAUGUUGUACUCGUCUUCCAAGGAGGCGCUCAAGCGCUCGCUCACUGGACUUGCGGCCGACAUUCAAGCAAACGACGCAGACGACAUCGAGCACGACAGCAUUGUGGCGCGGGUGUCCAAGGGCCACUAGUUGGAUGGAUUUAUCACGAUACUCUUUACGACCACCGCGCGCAUGGCUUUCAGCAUAAAAAGGAGCGCGAGGAGAUGUUCAAGCAUGGAGCCGGGCCC